CAUCGUCUCCAUCAUUCUAUAUACUUAUUCAACAUGGCACUCUCCUCGUAUUCUAAAAUCUUCUUUAUUGCAUUUUCCCUGUCUUUAUUUGCUUGUUCUUCUUUUGCUCGAGAUUUCUCUAUAGUGGGCUAUUCCCCAGACGAUUUGACUUCCAAUGAUAGACUCAUUGAUCUCUUCGAGUCUUGGAUGUCAAAGUUUGAAAAGGUUUACGAGAGUCUCGAGGAAAAACUAGAGAGGUUUGACAUUUUCAAGGAUAAUUUGAAGCACAUAGACGAGACAAAUCAGAAGAUUUCAAACUACUGGCUUGGGUUGAAUGAGUUUGCAGAUUUAAGCCAUGAAGAAUUCAAGAAGAUGUAUCUGGGUUUGGAAAAAACUGACUUCCCUAGAAGGAGAGAGGCGACGUCGUAUGAAGAGUUUGGUUACGAAGAUGUUAUGGAUUUGCCCAAGUCGGUUGAUUGGAGAAAGAAAGGAGCUGUUACCAAUGUCAAAAACCAAGGCUCAUGUGGUAGUUGCUGGGCAUUUUCGACGGUUGCUGCAGUAGAAGGAAUAAACCAAAUUGUUACAGGGAAUUUGACUUCAUUGUCUGAGCAAGAGCUGAUCGAUUGUGACAAUUCGUUCAACAAUGGCUGCAAUGGAGGACUGAUGGAUUACGCGUUUGCCUACAUUGUCUCCAGUGGGGGACUCCACAAGGAAGAAGACUAUCCAUACAUAAUGGAGGAAGGCACUUGCGAAAUGAAUAGGGAAGCAUCGGAGAUGGUGACCAUUAGUGGCUACCGUGACGUGCCACAGAACAACGAAAUGAGCCUAUUGAAGGCACUUGCAAAGCAGCCUAUCAGCGUUGCCAUUGAGGCCUCUACAAGAGAUUUUCAAUUUUACAGUGGGGGUGUUUUCGAUGGGGACUGUGGAACCGAUCUAGACCAUGGAGUGGCAGCCGUUGGAUAUGGGUCAAGCAAGGGCUUGGAUUACAUCAUCGUGAAGAAUUCAUGGGGUCCAAAAUGGGGCGAAAAAGGCUAUAUAAGGAUGAAAAGGAACACUGGAAAGCCAGAAGGGCUCUGUGGAAUCAACAAAAUGGCUUCGUUUCCAACUAAAAACAAGUGAAAUUAUAAGGCACUGACUUUCUAUGUCUAAUUGUUCUUCUGGUGUUUCUUCAUGUACCUAAACAGUCGUCUUGGGAUAUAUUUAAAUUUCCUGAAGGUUUCUGAUUGGAA
Molecule: messenger RNA, 1208 nt
Organism: Mangifera indica (mango)
Lineage: Eukaryota; Viridiplantae; Streptophyta; Magnoliopsida; Sapindales; Anacardiaceae
Product: cysteine protease XCP2
Exons: 4
Coding region: 34-1098 (354 amino acids)
Cellular component (GO): lysosome
Molecular function (GO): cysteine-type endopeptidase activity
Source: RefSeq, a predicted model, not a curated record